Molecule: messenger RNA, 486 nt
Organism: Stylonychia lemnae
Lineage: Eukaryota; Ciliophora; Spirotrichea; Sporadotrichida; Oxytrichidae
Source: the annotation of a GenBank genome assembly
AUGGCAUCUUAAGAAAGUUUUCAGAAGUAACUAAAAUUGUAAAAGCUUGCACAAGUAGUUUGUGAAAUCGCAUUGGUAUCAUAAUUUGUGAUAGUAAUUGUUUAUUGGACUCAGCUUCAUAAACAUACGUUAAUUGAAGUGGCCUAGUUAUCAAAGACAGAUCCUAAGUUUGCAGAAUCAUUCCUUUCAUUCAUCAUUGAUAUUCAUAUAUUCCCCUUUUCAACAGUGUUUGCUAACAUUCUAAUGAGCAAAAUUGUAUUUUAACUUUCAGAUAUGAAGUACUCUAUAGUUUACGGGACUACUUAUUCAUUUGUUAAUUUUGUAAGCACUUAAUUUAGUGGAAGGUAUAUCUAUCCCUUCAUGACUUGGGAAAGUCCAGCUUCUUUGAUUGUUUGUGCUGCUAUUGUUGGCUUUAAUUGCCUUAUUUUCUUCCUUAUGACUAAGAUUUUUCAGAAUAGAAUGAUUAUCAAUAAAAAAUUCAAUUGA